CCAUGCGUUAGUUUAAGCGUACCGGAGCGUUCAUCUUACCCUGUACAUCUCUCUCUAAUCGGCAACGAGCAUACAGCCUUUAAAUGUCUCCGAACAGCAAAGGAGCGCGAAGUCUCUCGAUCAUUCUCACAAGAAAGGAGUGGAAUACAAGCGAAAACGCUAGAGAGCGCGACACGACGACUGCUGUAUACCAAUGCUUGAGAGUGUGUUCCACAGCCAUCCCAGACGGUGACCGAGGCACCACGAUCGAGUUUGACUUCAUCCUCCUCGGAUACAAUUGCAAGCUUCUCGCAAUCGGCAUAUCAUAUCGUUGAUGUUACAUUUCCUGGUGUGAUUUCGGUUUUACUCGUACUUCAUACGAUUUAAGUGGGUUAUCAUUCAUUUAUAACUUUAUUAAACAACACCAUCCUUGCAUGCUUUAAUAUCAUAUUUUUUUUGUAGAGUCAGAUUAUCUGGUACCAUGCUCAAAGUGUGAGCGGAUCGAAAACGAUCAGAUUCAGUAAGAGUGAGAGUUAGAAGGCAUAUCGAGUCAUCUAUUAAUAAAGCCCAUAGCGAACCCGAGAGUCGCAUCGUGCACAGCUUGUAUGGUCUGUGUACUGGGAUCUUGCUGAGCCACGAUGGAGCUUCCAGGCAAUACACAUGCUGAAAUGAGGAGAUUUCAUCGAAAACACGGGGUCACAGAGCUUAUGAUGAGGUUGAAUACGCAUGAAGUUCCAGAGUACUACGUGAAGCCAGUCAGCGAGCGAAGAAUCGUAGAAGCAGACGAGGACUUGGAACAGAUUCCUUGCAUAAAUCUUCAGGCUCCUAUGUCCGAGGACUUACUGACUGCUGUUGCUCGAGCCUGCACAGAAUGGGGAUUUUUCUACCUCAUCAAUCAUGGAGUUCCCGUAUCGCAUCUCCAGGACAUGCAGAGAUGUACGCGAGAGUUUUUCUCUCUGCCACACCAGGAGAAGCUCAAAAUCAACACGCCAGCUGGGAAUGCUGGACCGGUGCACUUUGGAGGAGGAGGGAAUAGAGACUGGAGAGAAGUGCUCAGAAUUCAUUUUGCUCCAAUUUCCGAAUCAGACAAGGACUACUGGCCUUCAAAGCCAGUGGGUUUCAGAUCACUGUUGGAAGAACAUGAGAAUCAUCUUCAGAGACUCUCCGUGAACAUCUUGAGCAUAAUCAGUCUUUCACUUGGUCUGAACGAAGACUUCCUAAUCGAGGCUUGUGGAGAAGCUAAGUCUUCGAUAACGGUAAACCAUGCUCCUCCGAGCUUGGAUCCAAGUCUUACAAUGGGCCAUCGUACACAUUCAGAUCCCAACAUGCUUACAAUCAUUCUUCAGGAUGAUGUGGGAGGACUGCAGGUACAGAAAGGAAAUCGCUGGUUCAACGUUAGGCCCAUGGAGAACUCCUUCGUCGUCAAUAUCGGAGAUCAAGUUCAGAUUCUCAGCAACGCCAAGUACAAAAGCUGCCUGCAUCGAGUGGUGAACAACAAUCAUUCACCGAGGACAUCUACUGCAUUUUUCAUUGCUCCAUCAAGGAAUACCACCAUAGGUCCAGCUCCGGUUCUCGUAGACGAGAACGAGUCGCCUGUCUACCCAAAUAUGGUGUAUGGAGACUACCUGGACGACUUCUACGAACAAGCUCACUGUCCCGAUUCAUCCUAUCCAGAGCUGAGGGAGACUGAAAAUUAAAGUUCUGCCAAGGGACCAAUGUAGCCUGCUGAUUAGAGAUUCGACAGUGCUUCAGUCAUCACGUCGAGCACAAGAUUCAUAGAAGUUGUUUCCAUCUGUAACUGUAACGGUAGAAACCACCGAGGAAUCCCUUCGCGUAUCCACCACCGACACGGUUGUGUCCUUUUAGCAGUUAAGCAUCUAAGAGUCUCGUACGUUUUAUGAUCUAUUUUCUCUUCUCCUAAGCCAAUCAAGAUUCUGUGAAUGUCCGUGCACAACUCGUCCACUCAGUCUAACAGAACCUGUAAUAAAGAAAACGAUCAGUUACUGUAGCACCAUGACUCUUCUUACCUUGCAAACUUGCUUGAGCCCAGUCAAGUCAAAUAUUCUUACUGUUUGCUUGGUGAUGCAAGAGCUAGAGCUCUUAUGGACGACAAAAGCUCUGCGCAAUCUACUUGUCAUUUCUACGAAAACACUUCUGUACAGUAUAUCUACUAACUACUUCAGAGCAUCAAUGACAUGUCAAGAUCAUGGCUGAAGGAAGAAGACUGGAAGAGCACAGGAUUUGACUGGAAGAU
This is a messenger RNA of Marchantia polymorpha subsp. ruderalis, 2233 nucleotides long. The record is from the annotation of a GenBank genome assembly. NCBI's taxonomy places the organism in Eukaryota, Viridiplantae, Streptophyta, Marchantiopsida, Marchantiales, Marchantiaceae.